Messenger RNA from Plasmodium yoelii, 1419 nucleotides. Its product is annotated as conserved Plasmodium protein, unknown function. NCBI's taxonomy places the organism in Eukaryota, Apicomplexa, Aconoidasida, Haemosporida, Plasmodiidae. The record is from RefSeq and is a predicted model, not a curated record. The transcript has 11 exons. The coding region runs from base 1 to 1419 and encodes 472 amino acids.
AUGAAAAUUCUCUAUGUGUGUGACACUAGACUUUAUAAUUUUAAUAGUAAAGAAAAAAAAUAUUUGUUUAAAUAUUGGAUUUAUUCGUUACAUGAUUUAUUAAUUAAUAGUGAGUCACGGAAUAUUAAAAUAUGGUUGGUUUGUAUAAAUCUAAUUGACUAUAUAGACAUUAUAAAAUUUACCGAUCCAUUUAAUUAUGAAAAUGUAAAGAAUGGUAUAGAAAAUAUAGCUCCAUAUUUUCAAAAAAAUAAUGAAGAUUUGGUAAAUGAUAAAGAAACUACUAUAGACCCUUUAUUCACCUUUUUAAAAACACCAAAAAAUAUUUCGAGAAUUAAAGAAUGCAAUAAAAUUAUAAUUUUAUCAAGUAAUAUUCAUAAUUGGGCUAAUAAUAUUUCCAAACUACAAUUAAUUGGGGAUUCAUUUCGAUCAUGUUCCAGUGAAUUUUACCUAUUCAAUGUUCAAAAUAGCCUAAUAGACAGCGUUGCAAAAAUUCAGCAACUUGAUUCUAAUUUACUUGAAUAUCCAAAUUUUUUUUUUAAAAAUAUUGAAUUAAACAAAAUUAGCAUUUUGCAAAUAUCAAAGGAAAUUCUCGCCAUCAAAUUUGAUGUUUCUUUUACCUUGAAAUUAAAAAAUGAGACAUUACUAAAAUGUCAAGGACGCCCUAUAAUAACUGAACUUGAUCAUUUAGCUUUUUCUGGAUUGAGAAAUUUCAUUGUUGAAUUUGAUGUAAGGGCUCGAGCCUUAAAGGAGGGAAUAUCUCAACACAUGAUUUAUGGGAUACCGAUUUUUUUAAGCAGCGAUUUUUCUUAUAAACAAAAUUUAAUUUCGAUGAACUCUUUAGCAAAAGAAUUAUACGAAAAUGACCAAGUAUUAAUUUUAAGGUCUAAUAUAAAUCCUAUUGACCUAAAAACACAUGAACAACAAGUUCGAUUUUUAUGGGUAGCGACGCCAAUGAUUAAGGACGAAACACCAACGAACUUAUGUUUACAUGGAUUGUCAACACAGGAAACAUAUUCUCUUAAUAUAGAAGAAUCUUAUACAUGUGAUACAAUCACAAAUGAAGAAAAUGAAGAUAGCAAACUAAAAGACAUUAUGAACUUUUUAAUUUUAGUUGACGAUUUUAACCCUUAUCAUUAUAGCAACGAACGGUUUGAUUACUCUUUCAAGUUUUCGCGAAAUUCGUUAACAAAUUUUAUAACCAAAGACAAUAUUUCAAAAAAUAUGAAAAAAAGAUUAACCCUUUUAAAAAGCAUAACAUGUGAUAAUGACUCCUCUAUAAAUCAAGAAAAAAGAAAGCUACUAAAAAAUAAUGAUAAUUCUUUUCAAACAAAUGAUAAUUUAAAAAAAAAAAAAAUUCCAGAUCCUCGAUCUCUUCUUUUGGCUAACAUGAAUAAAGCCUUUCAAAAAAAUAUAAUAUAA